AUGUUGCGUGCUAUAGUGAAGCAAGGCUUGAGGGCCAGUUCCAGAUUGGCGGUAAACAGAAAUCCCGAUACAUCCUCGUACGUUCAACAGCUGGAGGCGGAAUGGGAAACGGCGAAGCCCUUUUCGGAACUUCCCGGCCCGACGAGGUGGCAGAUAUUUCGUGGCUUCCAAAAGGGAGGACAGUACCACCAACUGGGAAUGGAUGAAGUGAUGCGCCUUUAUAGAAAGCAGUUCGGCGACAUAUGCUUGAUACCCGGAUUAUUCGGCAUGCCUUCUACUAUAUUCACAUUUAAUGAGGCCACCUUCCAGAGGAUUUAUCGCACGGAAGGUCAGUGGCCCGUGAGAGAAGGCGCCGAGCCUGUCCUCCACUAUCGCAAAAAUCGGAAAGACGAAUUUUUCAAGGACUGCGUGGGGCUGUUUAGCAAUGGCCCGCAAUGGGGAAAAUUGAGAAGCGCUGUGAAUCCUGUCCUCAUGCAACAUCGAAAUGUGGCUAUCUACCUGAAACCGAUGCAGCGGGUCAAUCGGCAGUUUAUCAAUCGCAUCCGGGAGUUGCGCGAUAAGGAUUCCGCUGAAGUUCCCGCCGACUUUCUGAGCACUGUCAACCAUCUGACCUUCGAGUCCGUAGCGACAGUGGCGCUUGACGAGGAACUGGGACUCCUUCGGGAAGUCAAUCAGCCUCCCGGGGCCAGGAAACUUUUUAAGAACAUUGAAGUCUUCAUGGAUUCGUUUUUUAUACUGGGCAUGAAACCGUCAAUCUACAAGUACUUUCCCACACCCACCUAUAAACGGUUCAGUCAAGCUUCGGAUGAAAUCUUCGAUACAUGUUCAAUGUAUGUGAACAAGGCAAUUGAAAGGAUUGAAAGGAAAACGGCGCAGGGAAGCACAAAGGAUGAGAAGAGUGUCCUAGAGCAGUUGCUUCAAAUUGAUAGGAAAUUCGCCAUUGUUUUGGCCAUGGAUAUGCUAAUGGGUGGGGUUGAUACGACCAGCACGGCAAUAGUGGGCUUAUUACUUAGCCUGGCGAAAAAUCCGGAAAAGCAGCAAAUUCUCAGGAAGGAAAUUUUGGGCAAACUGCCGUCGACAGACAGAGAUUUCUCCUUGGAAGAUAUGAAAUCGCUGCCAUAUCUAAGGGCCUUCAUCAAGGAGUCUAUGCGCGUUUAUCCCGUGAUCAUUGGAAAUGUCCGAUCCGCCGGAACAGAUGUUGUACUAUAUGGAUAUCGAGUUCCAAAAGGAACUCAUCUUCUUAUGGUUAACAGUUUUUUACUGAAGGAUGAGCAUUUAUUUCCCCGGGCAGAGGAAUUUCUCCCGGAACGAUGGCUACGUCAAAAGGAUGGCAACGAAGACAGUGCAAAUGUCCUGAUCAACAACAGUUUGAAUCCCUUUGUUUACUUGCCCUUCGGAUUUGGGCCACGUAUGUGCGUGGGUAAGAGGAUUGUGGAUCUAGAGCUCGAGCUUACUGUGGCCAACUUGGUGCGAAACUUCCACAUAGAAUAUGAUUAUCCCACCGAAACGACAUUUAAGACUACAUUUCUUUACAAGCCUAAUUUUCCACUUAAAUUUAAGUUCACUGAUGUGAAGUAUUGACACUUCGUUAAAAAUAUAUAUUUGUUUUCUUCAUCAGGAACAAGUAUGUACUUAGGGAAACCAAUAAGAGUAAACUGUGUAGUAUAAAUUUAA
This is a messenger RNA of Drosophila ficusphila, 1674 nucleotides long. RefSeq names its product probable cytochrome P450 12c1, mitochondrial (gene Cyp12c1). Bases 1 to 1581 code for a protein of 526 amino acids. The transcript is spliced from 2 exons. Gene Ontology annotation, cellular component: mitochondrial inner membrane. NCBI's taxonomy places the organism in Eukaryota, Metazoa, Arthropoda, Insecta, Diptera, Drosophilidae. The record is from RefSeq and is a predicted model, not a curated record. Gene Ontology annotation, biological process: C21-steroid hormone biosynthetic process; cortisol metabolic process; cellular response to peptide hormone stimulus. Gene Ontology annotation, molecular function: monooxygenase activity; heme binding; oxidoreductase activity, acting on paired donors, with incorporation or reduction of molecular oxygen.